UGCUGGCCUCUCUGCCCCUCCUCAACCUUCUCUCUUCUCCUCUCGGUAUAUGGUUGCCAGCAUCCGGACACGUCAGCAGAGUGCCACCUCAGCAGUGACAUGUCAGCAGAGUGCCACCUCAUCACUGACACGUCAGCAGAGUGCCACCUCAGCAGUGACACGUCAGCAGGUGCCACAUCAGCAGUGACACAUCUUGAUGCGCCACAGCCAACGACUGGCCGAGCGCAGACCCGCAGGAGCCAAGCCACAACAGGGACUUAGGACCCCUCGGAUUCCGCGCAGGCCACGCACGACCAUGGCUGCUACCACUGACAACAGUGCACCAUCCAGCCCCAAGAGGCCGGUUACCCCUCCCCUCCCAGUUCAGCAGGCCGAUGAACCACUUCUAGUGUUCCUCGACCGCCUCCAGCACUAUUCGGAGACGACGGCAGCUGAACUGCACAAGUGGGAAGAGGAGGAAGCCGCCCCCCAGCAGGAAAUUCAACGCCAGCUGGCAGAGGCAGAGGCAGCACGUCAGCAGGCCGCAGCAGAAGCUGCAGCAGCCGCACGGUUGCAACAGCAGCAGGUUGAGGCAAGUCAAAACCAGGCUCGUUACCAAGCCACGAUGGACCUUGCUUGCGACGAAGCCAUGUACGCAAGGCUACUUCGACGACAGCAUUUCCAAGAGACCGAAGAACAAGAACAGCCAACCGACGAAGAAAGAGACAAGGAAGGGACAGCAGUUCGAAUGGAGACUUUGCUGUACAUGUGCAAUUGGCAGCAACGUGAACUGCUCGCCAUGCGGCAGGUCCUCAUCCGCCAUGAAACAACACUCAAGGCAAUGGACAAGAGGAUCGUGACCCUGAAGACCGAGAACAGCACACUACAUGCCGCCAACAGCCAGCAGCAGACGCUCAACAGCCAGCAGCAGACACUCAACCACCAGUUGCAGGCAGAUGUCAGCAUGGGGUUGGCACAACUGUCAGCAGCUGCGUCAACGGGCAGUGCAGCGGUAGACUGCAGCCCAGCUUUGGCCGCACAGGCCAAGCAACUCGAGGAGCGGAUCAACCACUUAGUCGCAUCCCUCGGCGACAUCAGCAAGUUUGCUGGAGCAUCGACAGUCAGCAAUCAGCUGCAGACGCUCAGCGACCGCGUUGACCAACGACCGGCCGCUGCCGCCAAGGAAUGGAAGAUGCCGAACUUCAAGAUCGAGAAGUUCGACGACUACNGACGCUCAGCGACCGCGUUGACCAACGACCGGCCGCUGCCGCCAAGGAAUGGAAGAUGCCGAACUUCAAGAUCGAGAAAGGCCGACGUACACCACACCCCACCACUACGGCGGCUUGACGCACUCUACCUCCAGCUCAUGGGAGGGGCGCAGGCCUUCAUGACGCACAUGGCGGUCACAUUCGAAUGCACCAUCGCCAACCUCCACACGAAGAUCACGUGGGAGGAAUUCGAGAAGAAAUGGAAGACUCGUUUCAUGGUCAACAACGACAAACGACACGCCAUGAACAAGAUCUUCCGCAUCUACCAAGGCCAGCAGACGUCACGGGAGUGGCUGACGGAGUGGCAAAGACUCGUCGCCACCCCGGAGUUGAACUUACCAUUCGACGCAAUCCGGGCCGAAUUGUUCGCCCGGUCAUGCGACGCCUUGACUGCUGCCUUGGGUACUGAGUUUCAGUAUGAGACCUUUGACGAUCUGAUCUCAAAGGCAAGAGAGCUUAUCCAAGUACCACCUCCGCCGACGAACGGCGGAGUAGCGGUUGUUGAUCUUUGUAACUAUCUUGCGAAGAUCGACCAUGAGUACGCAACGCAACGGUACGUCGACAAUGACGCGCCACUCCUCUACAUCCGCAUUCAGAUCGGAAAGGUGACCUGCAGUGCCUUGAUCGAUUGUGGAGCGACUCGCAACUACAUCAACCAAGACUUCAUGGCACGUGCCGGGCUUGGCCCGCGUGUUCGAAGGAAAAGUCAGCCUACGCACGUCACGUUGGCCGAUGGUUACACGCAAAAGUCAAUCGACCAAUGCGUUGACUCGGUGCCCGUGUACUUUGCCCCGCUAGCAUGCGAGGCCGUGUCUUUCGACAUAUUGGACACCAAGUUCGAUAUGAUCCUAGGCAUCUCGUGGCUGCAAAGCGAAGACCAUCCGGUGAACUUCCAUCGACGCACCCUUCACGUUCGUGAUCGGCGUGGCGAACUAGUCCCGUGUACGGUGGCACUUCCUCAUCCUUCGAUUGGUUGUCACGUGGUAUCCGCGGCGAGCAUUCGCCAAUCCAUCCCGCGGAACGACAUCGAGGAGAUGGGCAUAUGUUUUCUUCACGCCCUCCCACCCGGUGAUAAGCCCAAGACGGAUACGUCGGACCCACGCAUUAUUGAGCUGUUGGACAACUAUGAGGAUGUCUUCCAAGCUCCCGCCGGAGUCAUACCGGAUCGACCCAUACGCCACGGGAUCACUCUCGAGGACGGCGCCGUACCUCCGCACGGAGGUAUCUACCGCAUAAGCGAAGAGGAACUUCAAGUGCUUCAGGCACAACUAGACGACCUCUUGGCCAAAGGCUGGAUUCGCCCUAGCUGUUCGCCAUACGGUGCCCCCAUUCUCUUCGUCCGGAAGAAGAACAAGGACCUUCGUUUGUGCAUUGACUAUCGGAAACUUAACGCUCAAACGAUCAAGAACGCCGGCCCUCUCCCUCGGAUCGAUGAUCUUCUCAAGCGACUAGGCGGCGCCAAGUACUUCUCGAAGCUUGACCUCAAGUACGGAUAUCACCAGAUCGAGAUCCAACCAAGAGACCGGUACAAAACCGCGUUCAAGACACGAUAUGGGCACUUUGAGUGGAUCGUCAUGCCUUUCGGUCUCACCAAUGCCCCGGCUACUUUCCAAGCGGCCAUGACGACGGAAUUCCGCGACUUGCUCGACCGCACUGUACUCAUUUACCUCGAUGAUAUCUUGGUUUAUGGCCGAACACAGGACGAGCACCUCGAGCACCUUCGCGUCGUAUUGGAGUGGCUCCGCAUUGCCAAGUACAAGGCGAAUCGCGACAAGUGCGAGUUUGCCCAGCAAGAGCUGGAGUACUUGAGCCAUUACUCCCCCUUGGUGCCCUUCGAGUUCAACGACGAGGCUCGGCAUGCGUUUCACACGCUGAAGACUGCUUUGCUUCAAGCUCCCGUCUUAAGCAUCUAUGACCCGACAUUGCCCACCAAAGUGACUACGGAUGCUUCCGGUUAUGGCAUUGGCGCGGUUUUGGAACAGCAUGACGGCACAGACUGGCAUCCGGUUGAGUACUUCAGCCAAAAGGUGCCGCCCAUCAACACUCUUGAUGAUGCGAGGAAGAAGGAACUCCUAGCUUUUGUCACCGUACUUACGCGUUGGCGUCACUUUCUCCUCGGGCGUUGGCGAUUCACGUGGGCAACGGACAACAAUCCGUUGACGUAUUACAAGACACAAGACACGGUGAGCAGCACGAUCGGUCGAUGGAUGUACUUCAUUGACCAGUUCGACUUCACCUCCAAGCACAUUUUGAGCUCCUCGAACAAGGCAGCGGAUGCUCUCUCGCGAAGACCUGAUCUUUGCGCCUUGGUGCACUCCACAUUCGGCCUCGACGAGAACCUGCAACAGCAUUUCAUAAAUGGCUACAAGUCGGAUCCGGGAUUCUCCACAGUCUAUGCAGACUUAUCAUCGGAUCAACCGCCAGCAAGCAACUACUGCAUUGUCGACGGUUACUUGCUUCUUCACACACGAGGCAAGGACUUGUUGUGUGUUCCCAGGACCGCAUCUUGCGCACUUGCCUCCUUGGCGAAUACCAUGAUUCGCGGCUGGCAGGACACCUUGGCGUCGCACGCACACUAGCACGACUCCGCCAGCGAUUUCACUGGUCGGACAUCAUCAGCGACGUUAACCGGUAUAUUCAGUCAUGUGCAGUUUGCCACCGGAACAAAGGGCGCCAUCAGCU
Molecule: messenger RNA, 3929 nt
Organism: Chara braunii
Lineage: Eukaryota; Viridiplantae; Streptophyta; Charophyceae; Charales; Characeae
Source: the annotation of a GenBank genome assembly